Molecule: messenger RNA, 591 nt
Organism: Guyanagaster necrorhizus
Lineage: Eukaryota; Fungi; Basidiomycota; Agaricomycetes; Agaricales; Physalacriaceae
Exons: 3
Coding region: 89-253 (54 amino acids)
Source: RefSeq, a predicted model, not a curated record
GACAUGAUGACAGUGGCAGUCAAAGUAGGCAAUCACGGACGAUUAUGGCUACGAUUAUAUAUGGGCUCUGUAAUCGUCAAAUCCCGGUAUGAUUUUUUGCCUUAUUAUUUUGGCAGCGAUUAUAGUCAAAGGCACAAUCCCUUUUGUGAUCGUCUACUCCGACUACGCCUAUUGCAUUUUCCAUACUAGCACCAUGGAUCUACUGCCUAUCCAUCGUAACCUUUCUUCCUAUUCCUGUUUCAAAAACAUUUGAACACAAAGUACACGAUAAUUGCUUAGCACUCUGGUCGAUCGCUCAACGUUCAACGUUCAACGUUGUCGUAAGUUGGCAGACGAGAGUUCUGUUCAUGAUUCAUAUACCAACGUAAAACGCACGGUGGUUAUUAUCACGAUGCCAUGCAACUAAUCCUCGUCUACGGUUCGCCAAGUAUUUUCCGAGUCGCAGUUUUGCGCACACAUUGUUUAGAUUUUCCGAAGUCCAGACUCCAAAAUUGCGAGGGUCACAGAAAGGCGUUUGCGCACUUCAAGCAAUACCGCCGAAUGGGAGGUUCUAGAGGAUGUCCACAACCGACAUUGGUGAAACUUAAAAAG